Perca flavescens (yellow perch) is the source of this 1188-nucleotide messenger RNA. RefSeq names its product KISS1 receptor a (gene kiss1ra). The coding region runs from base 1 to 1152 and encodes 383 amino acids. NCBI's taxonomy places the organism in Eukaryota, Metazoa, Chordata, Actinopteri, Perciformes, Percidae. Gene Ontology annotation, biological process: G protein-coupled receptor signaling pathway. The record is from RefSeq and is a predicted model, not a curated record. The transcript is spliced from 5 exons. Gene Ontology annotation, molecular function: G protein-coupled receptor activity. Gene Ontology annotation, cellular component: plasma membrane.
AUGUACUCCUCCGCGGGGCUCUGGAACUCUACCGAGCAGGUCUGGAUCAACGGCUCCGAGGCAAAUGUGUCUCUGGCAAACGUCUCUCUGGGAAGACAUGGGGUUGUGGAGGAGGAGGAGGAAGACAAUCAGCACCCCUUCCUUACGGACGCAUGGCUGGUCCCCCUCUUCUUCUCCCUCAUCAUGCUGGUCGGACUGGUGGGAAACUCUCUGGUUAUUUAUGUAAUUUCCAAACACAGGCAGAUGAGGACAGCAACCAACUUCUACAUAGCAAACCUGGCAGCCACUGACAUUAUCUUCUUGGUGUGCUGCGUCCCCUUCACUGCCACCCUCUAUCCUCUCCCUGGAUGGAUCUUUGGUAACUUCAUGUGCAAAUUUGUUGCCUUUCUACAGCAGGUGACAGUCCAAGCCACCUGUAUCACUCUGACAGCUAUGAGCGGGGACCGCUGCUACGUCACAGUCUACCCUCUAAAAUCUCUCCGCCACCGCACCCCGAGAGUAGCCAUGAUGGUCAGCAUCUGCAUUUGGAUUGGUUCCUUUAUCCUGUCUAGCCCGAUUUUAAUGUACCAGCGUAUAGAGGAGGGUUACUGGUACGGCCCGAGGCAGUACUGCAUGGAGAGAUUCCCCUCAAAGACACAUGAGAGGGCUUUCAUUCUCUACCAGUUUAUUGCUGCCUACCUGCUGCCUGUCCUCACUAUCUCCUUCUGCUACACUGUGAUGGUGAAGCGGGUGGGCCAGCCAACUGUGGAACCAGUAGACAACAACUAUCAGGUCAACCUCCUGUCUGAGAGAACUAUCAGUAUUAGGAGAAAAGUCUCCAAGAUGGUGGUAGUAAUCAUCCUCCUCUUCGCCAUUUGUUGGGGUCCCAUCCAGAUCUUUGUCCUCUACCAGUCUUUCUAUCCCAACUACCAGCCCAACUAUGCGACAUACAAGAUCAAGACGUGGGCCAACUGUAUGUCCUACGCCAACUCUUCGGUCAACCCUAUAGUUUACGGUUUCAUGGGAGCCACCUUCCAAAAGUCCUUCAGGAAAACCUUCCCGUUUCUGUUCAAACACAAGGUCAGAGAUAGCAGCAUGGCUUCCAGGACUGCCAACGCUGAGAUCAAGUUUGUUGCUGCAGAGGAAGGCAACAAUAAUAAUGCAACAAAUUGAAUCUGACAGUUAGAAAUAACAAGAAAGAGGUUAUUG